AUGGAGGCCAGUCCACCAGCGUCCAAGACGCCGAAGCAUCAUGAGUCUCCUUCCGAUGGACCCAGCGGGUCACCAGGACGGGGAGUCAAACGUCAAAAGGUGACCAGAGCUUGUGAUAAUUGCAAGUCGAGAAAGCGACGAUGUACAGGAGAACUGCCAUGCACAGCAUGCCAUUCAACCGGUUCCAAUUGCACAUACACUGCCUCCUACACGAGAGGUAGGCUGGUCCAACCUGUGCCUGCUGCUCACCGAAGGAAUGGGAGCGGAUCACUCUAUGUACCUCAUCCCGACAACGUACUCGUGCAGACUACUUUGGCGCCCACCAACAAUGGCCAAGAAUCAAGGACCUCCAGGGCCGCUUCUCCAGAGGGUGCUUCCACAUUCGCUGGCCAAUAUCUUGGACCGACUUCACCCUACACAUUCUUGCGCCGAGCUUGGAAACGCUUCGAGCAGGAUGGCAUGCGUGUCGAAAUCGUAGGAGGACCAACGGAAGACCUGGCUCAAUCAGAAUCGAUCUGGGCCUUUGGUGACCGCCCGAUCCCGCCUGUGAACUUCCAGGGCCUGCAGCUACCACCGCGUCCAACGAGUUCAAUGCUUCUGCACAACUACUUCGAUCUCGCAAUGCCGACGUAUCGGUUCCUGCACAAGCAGACCAUUUCGCAAUGGCUAGAGGAAUACCACCACAUGGAAGAAACCGGUCUCGACGGAAACGCCCUGCCACCAACUCGGCAAGCAGUCGUUCUGAUGGUGCUGGCAACAGCGCGAUUCUUCAAUGUAGGCGGCAACAGCAAGAUCCUGGACCCGGACGAGCAGUCGUGGCGUGAGAGUGAGCGGUUCUUCCAAUUAGGUCAGACGAAGUUGGACGCGGAAAGGGGUAAACCCAGGCUGGAAUCUGUCCAGGCCCGGAUUGCGAGUUGUCUCUAUCUGCUUCACACGUCUCGUCCAAAUCAGGCGUGGUAUCAAUUUGGAACGACGAUCCAGCUGGCCAUGGCGCUUGGAUUGCACAGGUGCAGCGCUGGCACCGUUGGCCAACCCGACCCUAUCACGAAAGAAUGUCGAAAGCGGGCGUUCUGGGCAGCGUCAACAUUGGACACCUAUUUGAGUGUAAUCCUUGGACGACCGCCCUUGAUCCAUCUCGACGACGUUGAUCAGAAAUUCCCGGAUCCAAUAGAUGACGAGGAUCUUUCAAGCACUGGGAGUACUACCGAAGGAUUCCCAAGAGACAGCGUCAUCAGGGCUUCGAUUUUGCACGCGCAGAUCACACGCAUCGUGAAGAAGGCAGCUCGUGAGCAAUACUCUGUUCUGCGGAAAAGCGGAUCGCAAAAGCUCGACACCGCUGCGAAACUCAAUGCGGAGACUGCGGCAUGGCACGAGUCCUUACCGGUCGUUUUGUCUGGGGCGAUACAUCCUUCCAGUCUGAUACCGAUCUUCAGGAGACAGAUCACCGUCUUGCAGUUGGCACAUUGCCAUGCUCAGAUGCUGGUCAAUCGACCAAGCCUCCUACUGGAUACCAGCCAAGUCGCCGUGAAAGAGUCCCAGGUCGACAUCUGUCUGUCGGCUGCCAAAACCACCCUCGAUGCCACGCUUGCUGCCGGACUGGGACAGCAUAUCUUUCAAGCCUUCUGGUACACCCAAUUCGUCUGCUUCAAUGCCUUGUCCAUCGUCUGGGUAUGGGUGAUCCAGAGAAAACACAGCCGGCUGCCACCCUUGAAGAACAUCAAGGAUGAGGAGCUAAUCAAACUUGCAAACCACGUCCAACAAUUCCUGGGCGAAGCGACGCAGGCCAAUGCUCCAAGUCUGAGGUAUAGCAUCGUGUUGGAGGAGCUACGAGAGGAGGUCGAGCGUGCGAGCGGCAAAGUCGGGCCUCGUCCAUCAUAUCUGAACGUCGCGGUCGAGGCCCCGAGCAAUGGCUCCACGAGCUACGACACCGUGACGGACACCAUUGGUACUGAGCGCACGUCCGAUUCUCUGGUCGAUACUGCCACGGACAACUUGAUAGAUACUAUGGAUGCAUUCUCGACUGACUUCCCGCUCGAUCCAGACCUCUGGCUCAGCCUGGAUGCUUCCCGUUCUCGGACUUUGGCCAGCUAG
Zasmidium cellare ATCC 36951 is the source of this 2091-nucleotide messenger RNA. RefSeq lists its product as uncharacterized. The transcript has 3 exons. Gene Ontology annotation, molecular function: DNA-binding transcription factor activity, RNA polymerase II-specific; sequence-specific DNA binding; zinc ion binding. The coding region runs from base 1 to 2091 and encodes 696 amino acids. The record is from RefSeq and is a predicted model, not a curated record. Gene Ontology annotation, biological process: positive regulation of transcription by RNA polymerase II; DNA-templated transcription. Gene Ontology annotation, cellular component: nucleus. NCBI's taxonomy places the organism in Eukaryota, Fungi, Ascomycota, Dothideomycetes, Mycosphaerellales, Mycosphaerellaceae.